Messenger RNA from Aspergillus thermomutatus, 1338 nucleotides. Its product is annotated as putative ubiquitin conjugating enzyme E2. The record is from RefSeq and is a predicted model, not a curated record. The transcript has 3 exons. Bases 1 to 1338 code for a protein of 445 amino acids. Lineage: Eukaryota; Fungi; Ascomycota; Eurotiomycetes; Eurotiales; Aspergillaceae.
AUGCGCUCAACCUUCCGCCGUCUCGCCGCAGAUCACGCUGCAUUGCACGAGGAACUCCCUCCAAACUACCUUUUCCCUACGGAAGAAUCGUCCGAUGAUCUGACCCAACUCACAGCCCUGCUGGCCGGACCGCAGGGUACACCGUACUCCCAGGGUCUGUGGCGAUUGCACUUGAAGAUGCCAGAGGAUUACCCGAAGAGCCCACCCAAGGCGACAUUCAAGACACGCAUAUGGCAUCCGAACGUGGAGGAGUCGACCGGCGCGGUGUGCGUGGAUACACUCAAGAGGGAUUGGAAGUCGACGUUGACGUUAAAGGAUGUCCUAGUUACCAUCUCCUGCCUCCUCAUCUACCCUAACCCCGAUUCCGCUCUGAAUUCCACGGCCGGCGCUCUCCUGCAAGAAGACUACGAUGCAUUCGCGCGUCAGGCGAAGCUCAUGACAUCGAUCCACGCCCCGGUACCACCAGAUCUGAAAACCGCAGUGGUAGAGGCAAAAUCGAGGGGCGAGGAGGCCGGAACCGUUAUCCCGGAGCACGAGAGUACCCGCAGUCUGCGAACACGCACAGGAACAAGGGUCCAGUCCUUGACGAUGAAAAUGAAGAAGCCCACUCCGCAGACGACCGCCGAAACCUCACAUCCACUCCCCCAAUCACCCAACCACAACCCAUCGAACCAAUCCGACGGCCACGACAACAGCCCACAAACAGACGAUGAAAGCGACGGAAACAACCGCCCUUCCACCUCCAAAGAAAACGACCCAUCCCUCUCCCCCUCCCCCGUGAAACUCGCCCCUCCAAGCCCCAGGAAGAACGCCCACGGCAAACGACCCCUCUCCGUCCUCACCAUGCCCCUAGAUCCAGACCCAGACUCAGCACCCAUGGACCCCGCACCCGCACGAACAGCAGACAAAUCAACAAUGACCGCCUCGGAAAAGAACAUCGCCGCCAAUCACCCCCACCACGCACCGGACCGCGACCCCUCCCCGCAGCCGCAACGAAAAUCCCCGAAGCUAUCCCUCCUCAACAAGGGUGUCAACGCCUCCGGCCGCGUCCGAGACGACGUGGUCAAGAUCUUCGAAGACGCCUCCGAAUCGCUCGACCUGCAGUCCCAUCGCAGCGACGACGGCAAGGAGAAUCACACUUCACUCAAUGGUUCCAAGGAGAUGGGCCACUCAGCACGGAAGAGUCAUCCGCACUAUCCCUCGUCUCUUCUCGCCCCUUCCGCCGCGAUUACUUGUCCGUCGGGCUCAAAGACCUCCAGAGCGGUGUCUGGCUCGCGGAAGGUCUCAUCCUCGAGCAUGAAGAAGGCAAAGCCCCGGACUGGGAUCCGCAGGUUAUAG